Messenger RNA from Toxoplasma gondii ME49, 8077 nucleotides. Its product is annotated as PP-loop family protein. NCBI's taxonomy places the organism in Eukaryota, Apicomplexa, Conoidasida, Eucoccidiorida, Sarcocystidae. Bases 830 to 8077 code for a protein of 2415 amino acids. The record is from RefSeq and is a predicted model, not a curated record. The transcript has 3 exons. Gene Ontology annotation, biological process: tRNA processing. Gene Ontology annotation, molecular function: ATP binding; ligase activity, forming carbon-nitrogen bonds.
CGCAUGACGUCGCCACACGGAUACACUGUUUCUGUGUCUUGGUAGUUGACUGUAUGCGUCACUGAGGACCAUCUCAUCACAUAUGAGACCUUUUUCUGGCCUCUGCACCCCUGUCAAGGUUCACUUUUCCCAUCCCAACUCAUCGAGCUUCUCCAGAAGGAUAUGGAAUCCUGCAGACUUCUAAAAAAGCUAUGGACACGGUCAAGUUAAGAUUCGAGGAAUCGAUACUUGAUGCGUCGCAUCUUGGGCGGAUUAUCAUGGCAUUCCAGAGUCGAUUCCUGCGGACUACCACUCCGGUCAAUACCCUCCCUUGUUGGGUGCGGCAACGACAGAAGCCGCCUACAGAUCUACGUCGAGUUGAAAGAGGGACUGCUGGAGCUUCUCGGUUUGCUAAACAGCCAUUUAUCGAGGAUUCUUGCCUCUUCUCCGCCAAAACAUGUCACUGACACAACUUGCCGAACCUCCUCCUGACACAAAAAAGUGACUGUCCCGCCAGACGGCGGAUCUGAUCCUGCAUGGAAGUAUCCUGUCACUGCGUGGUACAUGCAUGAAGGUCCAAAUAAGGAUUUGUUGUGGAACGAAGAAAAUGCCUUUGAAGCGCCACGUUCAGCUUUCUUCUGUCGCGGAUAGUUAGAUUUUUUUUCAGUCCAAAGCUUCUGCAUGCACGCGCAGACAGCCAACCCAGUCCCGACAUGUUCGCGGGCCCUGCGCGUGUCUUCGUUCUCGAGCGUCGCCAGCAAUCGACGUCUGCCUGGGGAAAGCUGCUUGUCAGAACCGUCGCACGAGCUCAGAACUUUCCAGAGGGAGGCCGAGUCGGCAAGAGACUAUAAUGUCACAGAAACGGGAGACUUUCCCCCCCGUUUUUUCGGGGGGCGCCACAGCCCGGUUGCCGCCAUCGCCAGCCCCACUGGCAGGUGUCUCCUGUCUCCUUGUCCUGCCACAGGCCCUCGUCUUUUGUCUCUUCCAUCUCAUGACUUCUUCAGACUUCCUCUUCUUUUCGUCAAACGCUUCACCUCCGAACGGACUGCGUCGGUCUAUGUCUUGUAGAUACAGGCUGUCACUCCACCGGAGCCUCGGUCUCUUCUUUCUCGGUGUGGGUUUCCACUUUCGCGCCUCGCUGGCUUUGUCCUCUCCAGGCAAACCGCCUCCCUUCCCUCUCUUACACGGCACUCCGGUCUCCUCGCCGGAGACUACCUUCAACAGUCUUCGCCGUGUCAAUUCUUCUCUGCCGUUCCCGGGCGUUGUUUUCAAAAGGCGGCCGACCGAGGCAGGUUCUCCCGAGGACCUCCGUUGCCUGGCGCUACCUUCGCUUACCCUUUGUGCCAGUCUCGUUCGAAGAAACGGGAGAUUUACCGUCGGAGUUCCAUCGCAUCUGCGGCCGCGAACCAGCCUGGGUGCCUCUGUGCCCUGCAAGAGCCGAGGCUCGCCGAUAGACUCUUCGGCCUUCGUCCUUUACCCGCAAAGAAAAUGGCACUUACAUUCCCUGUGCUACCCCGCAUCCCCGCUGACACCGCAGCAACAUGCCUCUCCACAGACACUCGCAGCUUCUUCACUGGAGACACAGUGGUGGAGAAACGCGCCAUUGGCCGUUCAGUCCUUACCCCCUUGCGGCCUCAAGAACGGAUCCGGCCACCCGUCAGGCUCUGCGUGCAAGACCUUUUUGAUGUCUGCCUUCGACUCGUUCCCCUUUCAGAGCCGUCGAGUUCUCGCCAGUCAAGAAGCGGCCAGGUGGAGACAGCCGCACCCGUCGACUUCUGCGAGAGACACCCCGCAGAAGGAUGGGAGAGAGAACAGGCACUCUUUUGCCGGCGCGGAUUUCCGGGGAGCGGCGAAAAGACUCAACUCAGAUCCUCCAGAAGAGACGCGCAUACCUGUUUCCACCUUCUCUUCACUUGUUUCUUCACCAGGCAGACGCCCGAGCCGGUUUCAGUCGAAGAGAUGGGAGGACGCGCGGGGGAGUGAGAGGCUAGGCGCUGCUCGGCUUUCCGCCUACACUCGGACUUCGCUCCCGGGUCCUCCAUCCCCCCUCGCUCCCUCGCUUCCUCGCCGAGUCUUCUCGUCUCCGAACCUCAGCGACGAAGUGCCUUUCGACCCAAGGCGGCUUCCGUCGCUCAGUUCAAGACCUUGCAGCUCCGACUGCAGACCAGAUCGGUUUUUCCUCACUUCUUCUUCUCGUCGAGCUAGCAGCAAGUGGAACUGCGUGGUCCCGCGAACCUCUCGGGGCGUCGGAGGCGCUGGAACGUUGUACGGAAGCCCCGAGUCUGCAUCUCCGGUGUCUAGACACCGUAGCGCGCGUUCUGCGUUGCCUCGCCUCUUUAAACGUCUCGUCGGAUCGUCGCCGGGAUGGGGAGACUCCGGAGGGCGCCAGCCUGGGCCUCACUGGCGCGGACCGAUAGAAAGCGCGGGCGCGCGGGGCUUCGAUGGCAUGCCUCUGCUCGGCUCUUCUGUCGCCGAUCUCCCGUCUCGCUUCUUCCCUUCGACCUCCACCGCGUUGGCUCGCGAGAGUCGAGCGAAGCGCAUGCAGCCUCGACUUUCUGAUCUGCCAACUUUGGAGGGGCAUCCACGCAUUCGCUCGACGUCGCCUGCACCUGCCUUCCCGGCUGCUUCUGCGCCUUCUCGACGUUCUCCUUCUCCACGCUCUUCUUCAGCGCCACCGUCGAUCAGCUGCUCCUCUCUUGGCGAUUCUCACCAGACGCGACGGCGGCACUCUCGCCGUGACUUUCUGGACCUGCCUUCGCGUCCUAUGGAACCCACAGAGACUCCGAGACUCCCUUCAGUUUCACUCUCUGCUCGAAUCAACCAACACAAGGCGUCUCGUCGGUCCCCGUCCUCCUCUCGGCUUCUCCCGACCCCCCCAUCUUCCUCGAGGGCACAGUCUUUCUCGCCAUUCUUCCAGUCCCUAGUGCCGUCUUCCCGUCCUUCUUCUCCUCGGUGUUUUUCUUCUCGGUCCUUCGCUUCUCGUUCGCCUUCAUCGCGCUCUCCCUCUUCUUCUGCUUCUUCAUUCACGCGUUCGUCUGCUUUGUCGCGUCUGGCCUUCUUUGCCUCUCGCCGCUCUUGGCUUCCGCAAGGCCGAAGCCCCAAUGCAGAGACUCGCGCCAGAGAGAGAGAGCCGCACAUGUGGAGCCGAGACUGGGGGGCGAGGCAGGACAGAGAAGAGAUACCAACGCCAGGAGAGGACUUCUCAAGACGGAAGAAGGCCUCGCGAAUCGCUUGGAAACAUCUGCUCCACCAGCUGAUUCAGUCUCGUUCUGCUCCCGGUUCCCCUUCUUCUCCAUCUUCUUCUCUUGUGCCUUCUUCUUCUCCUUCUGUUGCGGCCGAUCGGAGCGAAGGCCUGGACGCGCCCCCUGCCUUCGCUGAGCUUCGAGACCGAACGAGACUGCCCAGCUUCCUACCGACGCACGACGCGGCGGCUCGGUGGGGGGCUCGCGUCUCUUCUCAGAGGGCCUUGCUGUCAUCCCUUUUGUGUGAAUCUGGCGGGGACUGGCGGGAGACUGGCGAACGCCCCGAGUCUUCUGCAUGCCGCGAAACUCGUCAAGACCUACAGGGCGACCUCGAAAACAACAGUUUGCUGCCGUCCUUUUCUCCCGCGACACUCCGUCUAGCGCCACUACCUAGCCGUUCUGUCUCCUCGCCGUCUCCUGUCCCCUCGACUUUUUGCAGCUCUGCGAGCGGUCCUGCGUUCCCUGAGGCCGCGGCUGAAGGCGCCCAAGAGACGCCUCUGUGUGACCCAAUCUUGGAGACCGUAGAGGGAACGCUGUUGUCUUCUCUGUCGACAGUGCUUCGCCUCCUCCACCCGCAGCUCCUUCAGGAGGCAGACCAGAGAGCUGCAGCGCUUCUGCGGUCGCCGCACCACAGAAACCAUCGAGAGGAGAGCGCAGCGGGAACGCCUUGCGAGCCGAGACCACUGGAAAGGCUGCCUGUUGGCGAACCUGCGUCUGAACCGCAUGCAUCUCCACAGAGUCUCUCUUCGGCUAGCGGGGACGACGUCAACCGGAGCUGUGGCCACCGAGUGACGCAACGAGAGGCCGAGGGUGAGAUCCCUCAGAGCGCGCACGAGGAAAGGGAGACGGAGGCGCAAGAGAAACAACAAGAGAAAGAACAGUCCGUUUCGUUGAAGGGGGAAAAAGAUGAUGAUAGGGUCAAUUGCGCAGGCGUCGGCAUGGCGGCGGCGCGUCCUACUCCUUCUCCAGCGCCUCCUACAGAGACCGGCGGCGAGAAGGGAGACCCUGCCUCAGCUUGGUUUUCUUCCGAUCCUCCCCUCUUUCUUCUCUGUUGUAGCGGAGGCAGCGAUAGCACAGCGUUGCUGCAUGCGUUCGCGCGCUUGUUCUCCCCUCGAGCCGUGGCGCUACGACAGGCCUGUCAUCAAACGCAGAGCUCCCGUCUUUCUCGAGAGACUGCGACUCCCGGAAAAAGACCUCCUCCUCUCUUGCCUCACUCACCAACGGACGCGCCCAAACGGAGGCAAGUCUCAGACACAAACUGCGAAUCAAGACCUGCGAUUGAAACGAGUUCUUCUUCCCCUUCUUCUUCUUCGUCUUCGUGUUUGGAUCGCGUACCUGCGUCGAUGCCGUCGGCUUUCCGUUCGACCUCUACGGGAGCUUCCUGUUGUGCCUCUGCUCUUUCCUUGGCAGAGCGACGGGUGUCGGGGGAGAGAAAAGGAGCCGUGGAGAGGGGCGAGCGAGAGACGGCGGGGAACGCGGGAGUUCCUCUGACGCUUCCGCGGUGGCUGCGGACUGGCGUUUUCUCGCUGCCAACUCACGUUGUUUACUUUGACCACUGUCAGAGGCCCGAGUCUGCACAGAGGGAAGCGGCGAGCAUUCAGCGACUCUGCAAGUUCUAUGGAUUCUGUUUUCACCGCUGCACGCUGCGUCGCGAGCCUGGAGAAGAAGAGCUCGAAGGCGGCAGGGCGACGACAGACGGAAAAGAAGAGGACGAGGCGAAAGCCCAACUGCAUGCGCAGAAAGAAGGCGAGGAAGCGAGAGAGAGAAUGCGAGAGGAAGAGAAGGUGGAGGAUCGCGAGAAGACAGCCGAGAGAGCGGCGAACAGACUUGAGAUGCCGGAGGCGUUUGGGCUCGAAGGGGGUCCUGAUGCUCUGGGGUGUGCGGACUCGGGCAUGUCACCAGUUUUCUCUUCUCUCUCGUCGUGGCGCGGAUCUUCUGUUGCCUCCUCGACUCCACCCGAUCGCAUUUCCUCUGCGUUCGACGACAUGUCUCAGUCUCCGUCGUCUCUCGCUCCGGCAAAGGUUGCCCCUGCGGCGUCGAACGCGUCCUUUUCAUGGUCCUUCCCUCUCUCGGCCUCUGCGGGAUCGCAGGCGCCUCAGCAGGCCUGGCGAGAGUGGCGACGGCGAGCAGCCGUUGCGCUUUUGUCUUUUCUUUCUUCUUCGCGUUUCCGAGGCUCGCGUGCACCGGGGAAGGAGCAUCAGGCGGCGCAGGAAGCGCAGACACCGUCGGGAGGAGACGAGGAAAGGUCUCCUGAGGCGAAGAGCCUCUUUCAAGAUGGAAGAAGAAGCGCCGCAGAGACGCCUCGAGCUUCGCCGCGACUUCUUUCUGCAGCGCAGUGCAUGCACGCGGAGAGGACACCCAACGGACGGCUGGGGCUGGACAGCCUUUUCGGGUCUUUCAUGUCACCGCUCCUUCUCUCCCGGCUUCGGCGCGUCGAGCCGACAGAAACAGAUCUGCCUCGCGCCGGCGGCUCUGACCGUCGUCUCGCCUUGCUCGCUUCCUCCCGCCCUCCACCUGCUUCGCCUGUCUCCCCGCUGGCUCGACAGGCCGAAAAGGUCCACGCCGAUACCGGGCAAGCGAGUGCGACCGACUGUGCACCUGCUGGCGUCGUCAGUGGCACCGUCCUGGGAGAAGAAGAGGCGGCGAGAAGCAGUGGAGACAUCGGCGAGACCGAGAAGACAGAGGGGGAGGGGAGCGACGGGUCUUGGCGACAUCGGGACAUCGCCAAGAGAGAGGAGAAACGCGUGGAGGGCGGAGAGAUUUGCAAGGGAGAGAAGGGGAUCAGAGAAGACAUCAAGAAGGAGACAGAAAGAGACACCUCGCCCCUCGCCUACGUCGUCAUGGCGCAUCACGCAGGAGACGAAAUGGAGACACUGUUGAUGAAACUUCUGCGUGGUGCCCACAUCACAAAUCUCGGGGGCAUGAGCGCCGUUUCUGGCUUGAGUAGCCAGACGCCUCGGUUUGCAGUUUUCCGGCCUUUUCUGUCUCUGCAAAAGGCACAACUGCAUCGCUACGUGAAGGCCCUUGGCGGCUCCUGGCUGGAAGACGAGACGAACGCGUUGCCGGAGAAGUACCCUCGGAACGCUGUCCGUUUGACUCUCCUGCCGCUGCUCGCUUCGUUGCUCUCUGAUCCCCGUGCAAAUCCACGUUCCUUGUCUCCAUCUUCGCAGUUGCGUCCUUCGACGCUUGCGUCUGCUGUCUCCCCGUUUUCGCUCUCCGCUUCGCUGUCUGAACUCUCACCACGUCCUUCCACGUCUUCGGACCUGCCUCUCCCGUCCGCUUCGCCCUGUUCUUCGUCUGUUGCGUCUUCGUCUGCUUCUCCUUCUGUCGCUUCUCCUUCUGUCGCGUCUCGUUCUUCUCGCAGUCUGCAAGUGUCUCCGAGCGCCGUGGAGGCCGACGCGUCGCGCGGCAAGGCACAGGGGGCUGUGCCGCGCGCAGGGUCACUAGGUAUCUCUCCUGUUUUUCGCGAAGAGCGUGGAGGCGAAGCAGCGCGCUCGCGCGUCCCCCUUUCGGCGCCUGUUUGGGCUGAAGACUGCAGAGAGGUGCACAGCGAAGGAGACGCGCUCGAAGACGCCGAGAAAGCGGCUUCCGUCGUCUCUGCAAACGAGCGCGGGCAGCCGAGCAGAGAGCGGAACGACGCCCAGGCGCUGCUGACGCGAAUCGCCGAAGCGGCAGCGAGCAUAUUCUGCAAAGGUUCAGAGCCUACACAUGCGCUCUUCAGACGAGCGUCCGGCCUGGCGAGACAGAGCGCCGCGCUACGGGACUGGGUCGACAGGGAAGCCAGCAACUGGGAAGAGCGAGUCUUCGGAGACACGACGCCACACGGAGGGGCGCGCGAAGAAGGAGACGGAAAAGAGGGAGGAGAUCGAACAGAAGGAGGAGGAGAAAACGAAAAAAGAACUGAAGAAGGAAGCGAAGGGAGAGAAGAGCCGGCGGCCCAGGCACAGGUGAUGGACGUUGGGGAGGGUGGCUUUGCCUCUUCUGGUGACUGGCAAGAAGAGCAAGUGGAUUCGCAGGGGAAGGGAAGAGGAGGCAGAGGGAGGACAAAGACGAAGCCACUGCCCCUCGAUUUGUGGCAGAAAGAAGCGUCGCUGUUCUUCCAACAGGAGCUGCUGCACAGAUGGCUGAAGCGAGCCAGUGGGGGGGAACUGACGCUGUCGUAUACGGCGUUGGAGACCCUGACACAGGCGCUCCUUUCCCUGCGCCCCAGUGUGAAAAAAACAGGAAAAGGACUCAACGAGGAAGACAAGAGACCGCCGGAAAAGAGAGGACUGGGAGGGAGUGAAGGAGCAGGGCGAGAAUCGGAAGGCGUAGAAGAUGAAGAUAGACGAGAAGCCGAACAGGGUAAAAGCGAGGAGGCGAGGAACGAAGAGAGGGCCAAGGCAAAAGAAAACAGAGGAAACGGACGGGAAGAAGGAUCCGACUCGAGAGGAGAAGAAAAGAGAGGAGAAGAAAAGAGAGGAGAAGAAAAGAGAGGAGAAGCAACACAAAAAGCAGAAGAACCUGGAGAACAAGAGAAGGCAGAGAGAGAACAAGAAAGAGAACAGAGUGAAGAAGACCCAAAAGAAGGGAAGGAGAUGGCGACUGCGGCCUCAGCCCAGAGAGCGAGCGGCACUCUGUCUCCGUUGAAGGAAGAAAGUCAAGAAGGGGAUUCGUCAGCGAGACAGGGAUCGAGGAGGAGGUCAUGCGAUGAAGAACGAAGCCGAACGCCUGAGGUCAUCCAUAGGACGAACGGAAAAGCGAGCGAAGCAAAGAGCAAGAAAACAAUGGGCUGGCAGAUCCACCUGCCCGGGAGGUUCACACUCAAGGAGCGGGGCGGCCUUCUGUUUCUUGUCAAAGGGACUGCGAAAGGCUAG